AUGAUGGCGUCAACUGGGAAGGAAAGUCGUCAGACCCUCGCAGAUACAUUGCUCGAUGUUGGCAAGCGCGCUUUUGACCCAACAACAGAGCCUGCAUUACGCGACCUCGCCUUGAAAGAGUUCAAUUCGCUUGUUGAAGGCAAUGUGUCAUGGAAUCUGUUACCAGCCUUGAAUGCGUUGAUCAAGCCGAACGUGGCGCCGUCAUGGCUGCAGCCGCCACUGAUGAAGAUUCUUACACAUAUCCCGCUUCGUCGUGAUGGCGUGCGUGGAACCCUCGAGUUCGUUUUUUCAGUUCAUCCGAGCAGCCAAAUGAAGGCUUCUGAUGAAACUACGCUCCACAAGACCGGUGCGAACAUCACUCAAGAGGCCUUGGCGGUGGCGACGCGAAUAAUUACGUCGCCCCCGGCGACAACGGCACCUACACAGUGGUUUGCCGGUAUCGCGCCACAGAUCCAUCAGUUAUUAGAUGGAAAUGAAGGCCCAGAGCUGUCGCGGGUCGCUGCUCAAGUCGUCAUGAUUGGUAUCUUGAGUAAAAAACAAUUUGGCGCCCCUGGUAGGUUAGCAUGA
This is a messenger RNA of Verticillium alfalfae VaMs.102, 567 nucleotides long. RefSeq lists its product as hypothetical. Gene Ontology annotation, biological process: protein secretion. The transcript is spliced from 2 exons. NCBI's taxonomy places the organism in Eukaryota, Fungi, Ascomycota, Sordariomycetes, Glomerellales, Plectosphaerellaceae. The record is from RefSeq and is a predicted model, not a curated record. Bases 1 to 567 code for a protein of 188 amino acids.